Aspergillus saccharolyticus JOP 1030-1 is the source of this 750-nucleotide messenger RNA. RefSeq names its product H(+)-transporting V1 sector ATPase subunit F. Gene Ontology annotation, molecular function: proton-transporting ATPase activity, rotational mechanism. Gene Ontology annotation, biological process: proton transmembrane transport. Lineage: Eukaryota; Fungi; Ascomycota; Eurotiomycetes; Eurotiales; Aspergillaceae. Gene Ontology annotation, cellular component: proton-transporting V-type ATPase, V1 domain; fungal-type vacuole membrane. The record is from RefSeq and is a predicted model, not a curated record. Bases 103 to 477 code for a protein of 124 amino acids. The transcript is spliced from 5 exons.
GUUUCAACGGGACCAGCUGUGCAUCUCCUUGACCAUUCCAGACCCAAGGUAGAUCCGGCCUAACGUAUCUGUCUUUCACUUUCUCGACCACACAGCAAUAUCAUGGCGGCCGCGGCCGUCUCAUACAAGGAACGGCAGUUUCUUGCUGUUAUUGGCGAUGAAGACUCCGUAACUGGACUUCUGCUCGCGGGAAUUGGUCACGUUACAGAUGGCCCCGAUGCCCAGCGAAAUUUCCUUGUUGUAGACUCGAAGACGGAGACUUCCGCUAUUGAAAAAGCAUUCCACAGCUUCACACAGGAGCGCCAGGACAUCGCCGUCCUGCUCAUCAACCAACAUAUCGCUGAGCGCAUCCGUCACGCUGUCGAUUCAUACUCCGAAGCCUUUCCCGCCGUUCUCGAGAUUCCAAGCAAGGAUCAUCCCUACGAUCCGGAGAAAGACAGCGUGUUGAAGCGGGUGCGUCGACUUUUUGGAGAGUAAAUCAGGAACGAGAGAUUGUCUUGUUCUCUAGGAACAUUCAAUGAAGGACAAGAUCUUCUAUCGACCGUGCUGCAUAUGCUUCCGUGCCACCUGUUGUUUCUUGUCCUGGUCGCUCCCGCACGGUCAUGACAAGUGAAAGUACUUAGGGCGGGAGAAAGAUACCCAUAAUAUCUGUUCAUAGAAUUAUAUUGCAAUUGUCUGCCCUGCCAGAGCGCUGCUGAUUUCUCAGACCUUGCGGAUUGAUUUGGUUCUGUAUCCCAAGUAGUGCUGAAG